AUGCAUUUGAAUAUUGCACAAACACCACCAUCAUCAUUAAUAUUGCCAACAAUCUAUGCUGAUUGGACACGAAUGUUUCGAAAAAAUCAUAAAUAUCGUACUGCAAAUUCACGACGUAAAUCAUCUGAACGAAGAUUGAUUGAAAAUAUUGGUGAAUAUCAACGAUUAAUGAACCGAGAAAUGUUGGCCAUAAUGCAAGAAAUGAAAUUUGAUCGUAUGGCCAUCAUUGUCGAUGAUGAACGACAAUUCAACAUUGAUUCAAAACGUAUUGAACAUGGUGAUCGAUUAACAAUUGAAGAAUAUAUUCGAUGGCUUUAUGAAUUACAUAGAAUGGCGCAAAAUUUCAAAGAUCAAUUAAUUGAUGAACAAAAAAUUGAAGGCCGAAUCGGUUGAUUCCAAUUUUUCAAUAUUUUGUGUAUUUUUUUAUAAUAAAUUAAUUAAUAUUUUACAUUUCAAGUUAUUGGGGAA
Dermatophagoides farinae (American house dust mite) is the source of this 468-nucleotide messenger RNA. Lineage: Eukaryota; Metazoa; Arthropoda; Arachnida; Sarcoptiformes; Pyroglyphidae. The record is from RefSeq and is a predicted model, not a curated record.